AUGUCGGCUGCCGAAGUGAAAAAAAAGGCUUGUGGCUGCGAAGAGCCAUGUCCCUAUUCCCUUUAUCAAAUGUUGAACAAAUGCCUCUCUCGAACUGAUUUUGGAGGGGAUAACCCAAGAAAAAUCAGAUACAUCGAAUUGGCAAAACAAGACAUAGUCGAUGCUCUGAAUCAGUUUCGGGAUCUGGUGCCCGAUCUUGAGAAGUUCAAGUUUCCCGACAAAGACAACGAACAACGAAUCACAUUCAAGCUCAAGGGGACCAUUCCGAUGUGUUAUAGGGAGACCGUGUACAACAUCCUGAUCUCGAUCUACCUCUCACCGAUGCACCCGUAUCACUCACCAGUGUGCUAUGUGAACCCCACAGAGGAUAUGGUGAUCCGUUCGAAUGAAAAUGUGAGCGAAGAUGGGCGAGUCUAUCUGCCGUAUUUGCAUGAAUGGCGGUACCCAGGCUACGACUUGACCGGAUUGAUUCAAAUCUUGGCGAUGAUCUUCGGAGAAAAGUGUCCGGUGUUUUCGAAGAAAUCCGGUAAGACCGCUUCUCAGUCGACAUCCGUGAAUCCAUGGCCAACGCCAACUCCAAUGGUAUGCUUG
Molecule: messenger RNA, 591 nt
Organism: Mesorhabditis belari
Lineage: Eukaryota; Metazoa; Nematoda; Chromadorea; Rhabditida; Rhabditidae
Source: the annotation of a GenBank genome assembly